AUGGAUCUAAGAUGUCGGGAUUCCUGCAGAGAUUUGGAGAAUGUAAUUACUCAGGAAAAUCUACUUCGCAAAUGUGUCUUGAAACCUGACACAAAUAAACUUUUAACCGGUCGUCCAGUACUUGGGAACUUGACGAACAGACUACGGAAUGAAACAGGAGCUCAGUUAUGUAAAAGCAAGCAGACAUUUGCUGCACUUCACAAUAAAAAUGCCAAACUUUUAAACAGAGAAGCGGAAUACUUAUCAGGAUCUUCAACCACAUUAUGUGCAUUCAGUCAGAUAGAUAUAGGUUCAGCAUCAAGCAGUGAUAGCGGUUACAGUAGUACACUUUCAGGGUCAGCUCUCGAACACUCCAAACUUACAUCUCACUCGCUUUUAUGCGUCAAACCGUCGGAAGAUGAACAGAUACCACUGUCCAAACGUCCUCGCAUUGAUGACUGUGAAUCACUUCAAAGUGAAGCAUCCAUUUCAGAUAUUGACGAUUCAGAAGUUGACAGAAGACCGUUUAAAUCCAAACUGGCAUGUGACAUUGUUCGAGCUGCAUUUGCUGAUCGUGUACAAUUAGAAGAACUGCUAGCCGAAUGUAGAAGAGCUGAUUUUGCUAUAUCUGCAUUGGAUCGCUCACCAGUGGACCGUAUGAUGGAAGCUACAGACUAUAUAGUUGGCAUUAUGGCUUAUGAACAGACAAGGGAAACUAAAGAGUGUUUUCAAGUGGGUGAUUUUUUGGCCUCCGGUAAACAACCUAAUCUCAAUGCUGAUAUGUUAACAACAUUGGCCGAUUGGUUGGUAGAAGUACAAGAGAAUUUUGCACUAAACCAUGAAACAAUACACUUAGCUUGGGGUCUGUUGUAUGCAUUUUUGGAUCGUGGUAAAGCUCUUGCUCGACGGGAAAUUCAAUUGAUGGCGUGUGCAGCAAUCAUGGUUGCGUGUAAACAUGAAGAACGUCAAAUGCCUCAUCUGAAUGAAUUUAUGUAUAUAACAGACAAUGCAUAUACAAAAGAUGAGUUUAUUGAAGCUGAACGUCGUCUACUGGUUGCGAUUGACUUUGCUGUUCAUCGUCCAAAUCCAUAUGUGUUUUUGCGUCGUUAUGCUCGGGUUUUGGAUGCUCACAGUGGACCAAUUCAGUUUACCUCACGAUUCCUCUUAGAAGCUGGUAUGCACAGUCAUGUGAUCAGUUUAAAGCGUGAAUCACGUAAAGCUGCAGCUGUCUUAUGGCUUGCUCGAGUUGUUCUUCGUAAUCCAUCGUAUGCAGAUUGGACACGUAGAGCUGAUGUACAUCAGUUAAGGCAAUUAAUUCAAAACAAUCUGUAUGCUCAAGCUUAUUAUACUCAUUGUCGAAAUCAGAAAACUAAAAUAACUAAUAAUAAAAAUAAUCCUCGAACAAGAUUAAGUCAAUUGGCUGGACAAACUGUUGAUUCAUCUAAAUCUCCACACAAUUUAUCAGCUUCAAGUUCAUGUGACUUUGAUUGUUUUCAGUUUAAAUUCACAGAAAAGCCUUUUAAUGGUUUAUCCUGUGAUAAUUUGGAUGAGUCACUGAAUCUGACUUUCUCUACUGUUGUACGUGCACCACAUUCAACGCCCAGUAGUAACAAUAAUCUCCCUGCUUCAUCAUCUGUGAUUGACUCUUCUACUGAAAAUCACGCUUUUGAUAAUCUGGAUCCGUCAGUCAAAUCUGAUCUUGAAGCAAUGCAGUUAGAAGAAGAACAACGUCAACCAUUGUGGCCUCCUAUUUUAGAGCAUAUAACUGGUUACAAAGAAGCAGAUUUGAUCCCUUUAGCUCUACGUUAUCAUUCAAUCGCUUUAAGGUUAAUAGCUGAAGUUGCUCGUGGAGGUCGACUGGCUUCAGCUAGUACUGAUAACUCUGAUAUGCCUACUAAUCUAAGCGUAAAAAAAUCGGAUAAUGGCGGAAAUGUUCAUAUAAAUGAAGCUGAUGCAGAAGACCCAUCAGCUGCACAGAAUUCACGUUGUGUAUCACCUGGUGGCCAUUAUUUACGUCGUCAGUCUGUCAGUAAAUACUGUUCAAGUGCAUUUUUAAGUGUAGCUGAUGCUUAUCCUCAGUUGGCAUUUGACAAUUUUGUCCCAUAUUUCCCAUCCAUCCAAUGCACAGAAACAUGCCAGUGUUUUGUUUGCGUUAAUCUCAUCCGUCGAAUGAAUUAACAACAACAAGAACAACAAUACCAAGCCUUUAAGUGUAGGCUAGAGAAGCACUCUCUCUUCUUUAUUUAUUUUAUUUCCCCUACUUCAGUUAAUCUUCUCAACUACUUUAUGCAGCAUUUUUAUCUUGUCACUAUUUUCUUUUUUUUAUGAUUAUUGUCAACUUGUCUUUCGUAUGUGGUAUUUUUUUAUCUAUGUAUAAUCCAUCAAUUCAUCUACUGGUUUUUUAUGGAUUUUUUUUACUGUUGUUAGUAAAACAUUUGAUUUUAAACGAAGAGCUACUCUCUGAUUUGAUGGUUUUUAAUAUUUGACGUAAAUAUCUAUUCUCCUAGGAUUUUCUAUUCCCUGAAAUGUGACAUUAUUUCAUCAGGCUCCGCCGCCUCCUCCUCCUCAGGUGAAGAUGUUUUUGUGUACAUAGGUAUUCAUGUAAUCUCUAAAGCACACAUAAUCUUCACUUUCAUAUUAUAUAUAUAUAUCCUAUCACUAUUAAAAAACAACUAAUAUUUGGUUAUUGAUUUCUUUUUUAAUCA
Messenger RNA from Trichobilharzia szidati, 2684 nucleotides. The record is from the annotation of a GenBank genome assembly. Lineage: Eukaryota; Metazoa; Platyhelminthes; Trematoda; Strigeidida; Schistosomatidae.